Messenger RNA from Cotesia congregata, 786 nucleotides. The record is from the annotation of a GenBank genome assembly. Lineage: Eukaryota; Metazoa; Arthropoda; Insecta; Hymenoptera; Braconidae.
CGACCUUGUAAGCAAAUCAAAGUCUCACAAUACAACAGAGUCAAAACAGCCAAGAUUUCUAUCACGGACCACCUAGGACAAACUACUCAAAUCCCAGUUAAAAAGACAAUAAAAUACCUAGGAGUGACACUGGAUCACCUACUACACUUGACCAAACACCAUAAAUCUCAACUGGAAAAAGCCAGAAACUCCAUUAAAAGCAACGCCAGAAUUUUCUACAACAGGAACCUCUCUGUUAAAGCGAAGCUGAUCUGUUACCAACUUUUAAUCAGACCACUGCUCACUUUCGCAGCCCCGAUGCUCUGGAAUAUGGGACCAUCCAUAAUGGAGAAAUUACGAAGACUGGAACGCUCAGCUCUUCGUUCCUGUGUGCGUCAUUUUAGAAAAGCUGAAACUGGAUAUAAAGAAUACAUCAGUAAUAUCAAAAUAUAUAAUCUGGCCAACAUAACUCGGAUUGAUUGUUUUUACCUCAAACUAUGUAGAAACUACUUUGACACAUAUAAUAAUAUUGGAAAUCCAAUCAUGCAAAGUCUAUUGUGCCCAGAUGACAAUACCUGCGAAGCACACUGCUUAACGGGCUAUGUGCUGCCAGAAAUGUUCACCUAUUGCGACCGCAUGGGCCUACUGCAAAAUGAAUUCAAUCUCCCAAUUCUAUACCAUGACAACCGGCAUUGCGCAAAUAAGAAAAUCAAAAUCGAUUAUAAUUCAUACACGAAUAUUACUUUUUCCACGGUGCUGCCACAAGUGGAUAUUAAUGACAAGAUGAGGCUAGCCAAAGAAUAUUAG